AUGCCCAACAUCAGCUCAGUGAGUGAGUUCCUCCUGCUGGCAUUCGCAGACACGCGCGAGCUGCAGCUCCUGCACUUCGCGCUCUUCCUGGGCAUCUACCUGGCUGCCCUCCUGGGCAACGGCCUCAUCCUCACUGCCGUAGCCUGCCACCACCGACUGCACACCCCCAUGUACUUCUUCCUCCUCAACCUCGCCCUCCUCGACCUGGGCUGCAUCUCCACCACUCUGCCCAAAGCCAUGGCCAAUGCCCUCUGGGACACCAGGGCCAUCUCCUAUCAAGGAUGUGCUGCUCAGGUCUUUCUCUUUGUCUUCUUUAUCACAGCAGAGUAUUGCAUUCUCACCGUCAUGGCCUAUGACCGCUAUGUUGCCAUCUGCAAGCCCCUGCACUACGGGAGCCUCCUGUGCAGCAGAGCUUGUGCCCAGAUGGCAGCAGCUGCCUGGGGCAGUGGCUUUCUCAAUGCUGCUCUGCACACAGACAACACAUUUUCCCUGCCCCUCUGCCGAGGCAAUGCUGUGGACCAGUUCUUCUGUGAGAUCCCCCAGAUCCUCAAGCUCUCCUGCUCAGAGGCCUACCUCAGGAAAGUGGGUGCACUUCUUUUUAGUUUGACUUUAACAUUUGGUUGUUUUAUUUUCAUUGUGAUGUCCUAUGUGCAGAUCUUCAGGGCAGUGCUGAGGAUACCUUCUGAACAGGGCCGGCACAAAGCCUUUUCCACGUGCCUCCCUCACCUGGCCGUGGUCUCUCUGUUUGUCAGCACUGUCCUGUUUACCUACCUGAAGCCCCCCUCCAUCUCCUCGCCAUCCUUGGACCUGGUGAUGGCAGUUCUAUAUUCGAUGGUGCCUCCAGUAUUGAAUCCUCUCGUCUACAGUAUGAGGAAUCAGGAGCUCAAGGAAGCUUUGUGGAAAUUGAUGUUUAGACGUGUUGCAGGAGAAUAA
Molecule: messenger RNA, 933 nt
Organism: Anas platyrhynchos (mallard)
Lineage: Eukaryota; Metazoa; Chordata; Aves; Anseriformes; Anatidae
Source: RefSeq, a predicted model, not a curated record